Messenger RNA from Ricinus communis (castor bean), 1935 nucleotides. Its product is annotated as pentatricopeptide repeat-containing protein At4g21705, mitochondrial. The coding region runs from base 330 to 1835 and encodes 501 amino acids. Lineage: Eukaryota; Viridiplantae; Streptophyta; Magnoliopsida; Malpighiales; Euphorbiaceae. The record is from RefSeq and is a predicted model, not a curated record. The transcript is spliced from 2 exons. Gene Ontology annotation, cellular component: mitochondrion. Gene Ontology annotation, molecular function: protein binding.
CCCCCCCAAUAAAUAAAAUAACUCAUUGAAGAAAACUAAUUAACUGCGAUGUGUCAAUGCCUGUUCCACCAUUUGGUGACUUCUUUAAAUGAGCCAAGAAUAAUAAAAACAAUAAUAGUAAAUAAAGAAAAACUGAAAGAUAGAUUAAUGCACUAAUUGAUAGUAGACUGGGUCUAAAAGAACAUUAAUUAAGUCUAUCAACAGAGCCCAAUGAGCCCACCUCCUAAGUCCAUUUACCUUAAACCCUACUGCAAAAUCUCUGGCAUCAUGCUCCUUCUUCUUCUCCAUAAUCGAACUCGAACUUGAGAAAAACAGAAAAAGAAAAAAUUAUGAGCUUGAAGUUACUAUCCAAUACCCUAUUUCAAAAUAAAAAAGCAAUGAUUAGCAGAUAUUAUUAUGCUAACCGGACUAAAAAAGUAACCUUGUAUUCAAAAAUCAGUCCUUUAGGAGACCCCAAUACAAGUUUGGUGCCUGAGCUCGAUAAUUGGGUCCAAGAUGGGAACAAGGUUCGAGUUGGCGAGCUUCAACGCAUUAUUCGCGACUUGCGUAAGAGAAACCGAUUCACUCAAGCACUUGAGGUGUCUGAGUGGAUGAAUAAGAAGGGAAUUUGCAUAUUUUCCUCGACUGAACAUGCUGUUCAGUUGGAUCUGAUUGGCAAAGUUCGUGGCUUUCUCUCUGCUGAGAACUAUUUCAACAACUUGAUGGAUCAUGAUAAAACUGAUAAGACUUAUGGGGCUCUUCUAAAUUGUUAUGUUAGGCAACGUCAAACUGAUAGGUCUAUAUCACAUUGGCAGAAAAUGAAGGAAAUGGGUUUAGCCUCUUCGCCCCUUGCUUACAAUGACAUUAUGUGCCUCUACAUAAACCUUGGUCUGUAUGAGAAAGUUCUGCAUGUGUUAACGGAGAUGAAGGAGAACAAGAUCUCUCCUGACAACUUCAGCUACCGAAUAUGCAUUAAUUCCUAUGGUGCCAGAUCAGAUAUCCAGGGAAUGGAGAAAGUCUUGAAUGAGAUGGAAUGCAGACUAGGCAAUGCUAUGGACUGGAAUACAUAUGCUGUUGUUGCGAAUUUCUACAUAAAAGCUGGCCUUGCUGAUAAGGCAGUUGAUGCACUGAGAAAAUCGGAAGAAAAGCUGGAUAAGAAGGAUGGGAUUGGAUAUAACCAUCUGAUAUCACUCUAUGCAACUUUAGGGAUUAAGUCCGAGGUAUUGAGAAUAUGGGAUCUGCAGAAAAGUGUAUGUAAACGACGCAUAAAUAGGGAUUUUGUUACCAUGCUGGAAUCUUUGGUCAAGCUUGGUGACUUGGAAGAAGCUGAGAAAGUACUGAAAGAGUGGGAGUCCUCUGGCAAUUUUUAUGAUGUUCGGAUACCUAAUAUUGUUGUUGUAGGGUAUUCUAAAAAUGGACUACAUGAGAAAGCAGAAGCAUCACUUGAAGCAUUGAUGGAGAAAGGAAGGGCUACCACCCCAAACAGUUGGGCCAUGAUUGCUUCAGGUUAUCUUGAAAAGGGUGAGAAGGCCAAAGCUUUUGAAUGUAUGAAGGCUGCCUUCUCCUUAAAUGUAGAGAAGAAGGGAUGGAAGCCAAACCCUCGGGUGGUAAUGGACAUCUUGAUUUGGCUUGGUGAUGAAGGUAGUCCUGAAGAUGUAGAAGCUUUUGUCGCAUCCUUAAGCGUUGCUAUUCCUCUAAACAGACAAAUAUAUCACGCCUUGCUCAAGGCAAAAAUAAGAAGUGGCAGAGACGCUCAUGAAAUUUUGGAUCGCAUGAAAACUGAUAAAAUAGAUGAAGACGAAGAAACAAAGGAAAUUCUUGGCAUUAGUAAGAAGCAAAUAAAUUUGAAUGGAUAGUUUUCUUAACGCAAUUCAUUUUUAAGGGAAUCAUGCUAUUCAUUUUACUUUGUAAUUGGUUUGCUUCAAUGAAAUGAAAUCCUGUGUGAUUGAUGUGCUA